Laetiporus sulphureus 93-53 is the source of this 726-nucleotide messenger RNA. RefSeq names its product Der f Mal f 6 allergen. Gene Ontology annotation, molecular function: peptidyl-prolyl cis-trans isomerase activity. The record is from RefSeq and is a predicted model, not a curated record. Lineage: Eukaryota; Fungi; Basidiomycota; Agaricomycetes; Polyporales; Laetiporaceae. The transcript is spliced from 6 exons. Gene Ontology annotation, biological process: protein peptidyl-prolyl isomerization. Bases 76 to 585 code for a protein of 169 amino acids.
CUGAAAAAUGGAACCCCCUCUCUCCACUCCCGCCCUAUUCUCCCACUCUACACCGUACAGCUCCGCUCUCUUACGAUGCUGAACACUGGCCCCGAUGUAUUUUUCGACAUCAGCAUCGACGGAUUGCCUGCAGGGCGUAUCACCUUCCGGUUGUUUGACCAAAUAUGUCCAAUGACUGCCCGGAAUUUUCGCGAGCUUGCCUCGGGCAAUCAUGGAUUUGGGUAUGCGAAUUCUACCAUUCACCGUAUCGUACCGGAGUUCAUGAUCCAAGGUGGCGACAUUUACGGAGGCGAUGGUGCCGGUGGCCAGUCGAUCUAUGGGCCCAAGUUUGCGGAUGAGAAUUUUCGGUUGAGACAUGAUAGGCCGGGGCUCGUAUCAAUGGCCAAUCGAGGCCCAAAUACCAAUUCUUCUCAUUUCUUCAUCACCACGGCGCCAGCUCCUUGGUGUGAUGGCCGUAACGUCGUCUUCGGUGAAGUUGCGUCGGGUAUGGACGUGGUGAAAAAGAUACAGACAUACUACAAUCAAGACGACAUUCUGCGUCGGCCAUCAGUGCCGAUAGUGAUCAUUCGGGCUGGAGUGCUAUGAGGCAUGCAUGCGCUUGGACAUUUGUGGCGACGUGCGAUGUGUAGGAUACUAACAUGCUGUAUGUAUUAUCAACGUAAUUGUAAGACGGCCUUAUACACGCUCGGCCACAUUCACAAAUUAUGUAUGAAUUUGAUGGAUCCG